This is a messenger RNA of Mauremys reevesii (Reeves's turtle), 3765 nucleotides long. RefSeq names its product zinc finger protein 484-like. Lineage: Eukaryota; Metazoa; Chordata; Testudines; Geoemydidae. The record is from RefSeq and is a predicted model, not a curated record. Gene Ontology annotation, biological process: regulation of transcription by RNA polymerase II. The transcript has 3 exons. The coding region runs from base 20 to 1444 and encodes 474 amino acids. Gene Ontology annotation, molecular function: DNA-binding transcription factor activity, RNA polymerase II-specific; RNA polymerase II cis-regulatory region sequence-specific DNA binding.
AGCCCUCUACAGGGACGUCAUGCAGGAGACCUAUGAGAUGGUGACCUCGCUGGGAUUUCCCCUUGCCAAACCUGAGCUUAUCGCCCGCCUGGAGCAAGGGGAAGAGCCGUGGGUGCCCGAUCUCCAGGCCUGCGAGGAAAGAAGGCUUCCAAGAUGCACCCAUACAGAAGGUGCUGAGCGAGGGAAUGAGAAUGAGGAGGAGAAUCAUCAUCAGGAAGUUCCUGGAGAAGUGCAACCACAGGCGACCUUCGUGGGAGGAGCUGAAGGGAAAUGUUUCAGUCCAAAGUCAGCACAAAAGUCACUUAAGAAAAGCCACACUGUAGAAAGGCCCCAUAAGUGCUUGGACUGUGGGAAAAGUUUCAUGCAAAGGUCAGACCUUGUUAAACAUCAGGCAAUACACAGAGGAGAGAGACCCCACAAGUGCUUGGACUGUGGGAAAAGAUUCAAACAGAGGUCAAACCUUGUUCACCAUCAGGCAAUUCACACAGGAGAUAGACCCUACAAGUGCUUAGACUGUGGGAAAAGUUUCAUGCAGAGGUCACACAUUGUUAAACAUCAGGCAAUCCACACAGGAGAGAGACCCCACAAGUGCUUGGACUGUGGGAAAAGUUUCAUACAAAGGUCAGACCUUGUUUGUCAUCAGUCAGUCCACACAGGAGAGAGACCACACAAGUGCUUGGACUGUAGGAAAAGUUUCAUACGAAGGUCACACCUUGUUUGUCAUCAGUCAGUCCACACAGGAGAGAGACCCCACAAGUGCGUGUACUGUGAGAAAAGUUUCAUAAGAAGGUCAGAAUUUGUUUAUCAUCAGGCAGUCCACACAGGAGAGAGACCCCACAAGUGCUUGGACUGUGGGAAAAGUUUCAUACGAAGGUCAGAAUUUGUUUAUCAUCAGGCAGUCCACACAGGAGAGAGACCCCACAAGUGCUUGGACUGUGGGAAAAGUUUCAUACGAAGGUCAGAAUUUGUUUAUCAUCAGGCAGUCCACACAGGAGAGAGACCCCACAAGUGCUUGGACUGUGGGAAAAGUUUCAUACAGAGGUCAGAGCUUGUUAGACAUAAAGUAGUCCACACAGGAGAGAGACCCCACAAGUGCUUGGACUGUGGGAAAAGUUUCAUGAGAAGGUCAGACCUUGUUUGUCAUCAGUCAGUCCACACAGGAGAGAGACCCCACAAGUGCUUGGACUGUGGGGAAAGGUUCAUACGAAGGUUAGACCUUGUUUGUCAUCAGUCAGUCCACACAGGAGAGAGACCCCACAAGUGCGUGGACUGUGAGAAAAGUUUCAUAAGAAGGUCACACCUUGUUCGACAUCAGACAAUCCACACAGGAGAGAGACCCCACAAGUGCGUGGACUGUGAGAAAAGUUUCAUAAGAAGAUCACACCUUGUUCGACAUCAGGCAGUCCACGCAGGAGAGAGACCCCCACAGGUGCUCACUCCGUAGGUAAACAUUUAGACUGAGAUCGGCCCUGGUUAAACACCAGAAAAUCCACACAGGAGAGUGACUGUGUAAGUGCUUGGACUGUGGGAAAAGUUUCACAUGGAGAUCAGACCUCAUUCAACAUGGGAGAAUCCACACAGGAUCUAAACUUCUGUGACACAUGACAAAAAGGGUUAAGCAGCUUUCAUGUAAUUGACUCAGAUCAGGCCUUGUUACACAUCAGGGAAAACUAAAUCCUCAGUACCACUUCGAGGGCCGGCUCCAGGCACCAGACGAGGAAGCACGUGCCUGGGGGGCGGCACUUUUUGCUUGGGGUGGCAAAAAGAGCUUGAGCUGGCCCUGAUCACUUCAAAGUAAUCUUAUUGAGAGCGGCAACAGUUCCUCAGUACCUCUCUGCAUUUGAUUUUGUUACAAAAUCAAUAAGUUCGGAUGGCAUGAGCCCCAGAGGGACAGACGGUUCCACGGGCAGCUCUCCUUCGAUACCCCAUUAGAGAUUUCAAAAGGUCUCUUACCUCUUGAUUGGCGCCUUGGGGUUCGAAGGGGAACAGUCCGCAGUAGCUGCCGCUGGCUGAGCUGGGCGUUACCAUCCGAGUCACGGCAUCAAUAAUUGUGGAAGAAAACAGAGUUUUUACUUUUAGGUUGGUUGUAACAAAUCAGAGAAAGUUUAUUCUUAAGCAGUUGCAAGAGGGGAACUGCACACCCGAGCAGGGAAUCUCUCUUACUGCAGGUAGGGCUCCAAAUAUAAACAGUUGGAGCAAGACUUUCUACCUUUUUUUUAAAUCGACAAUAAUGAUUAUACAUGAACAACCUUGCCACUUGCUGAAACCAGAAAACUGGAUCUACAUAAAGGUCCAUCAGCGAAAGACCGCCCUGGCUCCACGCUGGAAAGGCCCUUAUCAAGUCCUGCUGACUACCAACACCGCUGUAAAAUGCCAAGAACUGACUGCCUGGACCCGUGCUUCUCACUGCAAAAAGGCCUCUCCACCUCAAGAGCACUUUACGACUGAUGAUCAGCCUGUUUCUCCUUCUGGUGCUGCUGUUUCUUUUGGGCAGCAGAAAAAAAGGAUAAGAUAAAAUGCUAGUAACCUCUCCCUUGUCCACUGACAGAACUACCAUGCAUUUGGCUUGUGCUGAAAAACCUAAAGCAUUACAGGGUGAUGUGCUAGUAACCUCUCCCCUGCAAAAUGCUAAACCACGACUGUGCCAAGAAAGAAGAAGGAACACUUGCUCUACUGAAACCACCAAAGCCCAGUAUCCUGCUGGGUCCGUGGGAAAAAUGCAUGUGGGAUUAAAUAAUUCACCAAAACAUAUGGGAAAUUAAACGACCUGGUAUUCCUAACCGAUUUCUAGUCAGUGCUCCUGGAAUAACCCCCGACAUUUAAAUAAAAAUAGGGAAUCAGUGGACACUUUGGCCUUUAGAACCCCCACAGCUUCAGCGUGUACAAAAACUGAAGCCAGGGGAAGUUGUCACUGUUCAUGACAACGUUUGUUGGAAGGGUAAGGGACAAAAAACGACCCUACAGAACACCUGCUUUUCCAAGCUAAUAAUAGCCGCGUGUAUGUUGUAAGAGAAAACUUCAAUAGGACUCAUAUUUCUCCCAGGCCUCUAUUUAUCCAAGGUAAGCUAACUGCAUAAGUGAGUAGGAGGGCUGGAGAAGGUGGACAAGAAAGAAACUUUCCAAAGGAGAAGGAGUGUUAGAAAAGCCAGUAACCGCAAGAGGACAACCUGUGAAUAACAGGAAAAGCUUCUUUUGCUAUAUUCUUAAGAAGGCUUGUUUUUGAUAAACUUCUAAGUUACUAAUAAGGUUUGGAAAAGUGGGUGUGUAACUGUUUGUGGUUUUAAGCUUUAAGGCUCCUUGUUAUCGGGAGAGCUACCAGCAUAUGCUUGAAAUAAAGAAGCCUCAGGCUGAUCUGAUUCAAACACAACACGUGGUUAAUUUUCCACCCCAAUGUCAAAGCCACCACUUUGCAAGACAUACGUUUUAAUCUGACCACUGCUGCAAUAGAGUUCUACAGUCAGCCCUGAGAUUCCAAAUAACCCUUUAAUUGAACUGCCUUAGUACCUGACCGAUUCCAAAAUUUGCUUUCACUGCUACCAAAGGUCCAGAAAAUCUCUGAAUUACAAGGUCAGAUUCAUAUGCUCCAAAAUAUAUAUAUCAAAUUGAAAAGUGUGUCUUUCAUAUAGCCUAUAGGGUAUCUGCUUUAUUUACUAAUUAUGAUGUAUUGUGCAACAGCCCCAUCAUAUUAUUACAAUGGGAUUGUUAAUGGUUUUAUUGCUUUUGUUUAGCUUAAAAUUAUGUUGUCGUAAAGAAUGUAAUAAUAAU